GAAGCUGGUGUUGCCGUCGCCGUCGCCGCUGCUGCUGUUCCUGAAGCUGACAGCGGUGGCCGCGAGCAUCAAGGACCCCAAGUGAUCUCCUCUCCGUGGCGGAGCACCAAGCGCCCGAUGAUCGACCGCGGCACCGCGCGAACCUUACAGCCUCAGAAGCUAAGAAGCGUGGUGACGGUAAGGGACGACACGCAGCGCUUCUACAGUCAACGCCGCUUGCACAUCGUGCAUAGGAUACAGCCACUAUAUAAUACAGUCAGCGACAAUCAGACAGCCAACGGAUUCUGUAUCCUGGGAGAAAUAAUAAGUGUGCAUGCACUGUAGCAUGAAAACAGCCACGCAUGUAGGUUCGCUAGAAAAUCACUGUUUUGUGUCUUGUCGUCGUCAUUCAACUUUUGUCUUGUGUCUUACGUGUGUCUGAGGGAACGAAACAACGAGGCGGUGGCCAAAGUGGAACUUGCGAACUUACGUGUUAUUAUCAGUGCAGUCAUCGCGGCAACUUGACUACGACAACUGAAUUUUACAUCGUCGUUAGACCGACGACGACGACGACCACAGCAAAAUCAACGACAAGAAACAACUAUCGAUAGGGGCAGAACUUUCUAUGAAAUAAAUCUUAAUAAACGAUCAUUAUUUUUAGUGCGUUAGUACGAAAAAGUUUGCAGAGUGUAAAUUCAACUUCUCAGUCAACUGAGGCUUCGUAUCUGUGACUGUGUAGAGGUGCUUCGAUCUGUGCGCCGGUCGUCUGACUCGGUCUAUUUUGCUCUGCAAGCAGAACUGUUGAGCUGCCAAAGCGGAGGCCGAUCAUUUUCUGAGGCGACCAGCAAUAAUUAGCGUUGUAUUUGUUUGACCACUGAAAAUCGCUGCUAGCAAAAUAGCCGAUAGUUUCCGUUCGGACGUAAAGAUACAAUGCGCCGAUGUUUGUGGCCUCGCCGGCGGAUAUUGUGCCAUCAUGACUAUCAAUACGGAUCGAUAUCGCUGCCGUUACAGAUACGCCCCUAAGUAAUACCUGCUUACGAGACCUACUGUAACAAAAAGCAGAAGAAUCUGUUACGUAUUGCGGUCAGGGAUCAGUGGCGAACGCUUGGUUGACAGUUCCUUCAAUGGUCACAUGGGACAGCUACUGCCCCCUGGAGAUGAUCGGACGAGAUAAUGAGAUUGCUGUUGUUACUGGGAUGGGCAGGAGAGGAUAACGAACGAAGUGCUGCCGCUAAGGCUACAUCUAUCUCGUUUGCAUGAAUCAGCUUAAAAUGGCCGAAUCAAACGGACGCAAAAUUGUACAGGUAGAAGCAACAGCUAGGAAAAGACUACGUAGUCAUUAAGAUGCCACUACAACAGCUGCCCGAGUGGCAUUGGACACAACCGGCGCAUCAUUCUGAUCGACAAGGAUAUACGGAUUCUUCUACGAGUCUGGACGCUGGAGCACAAGAUGUCAAUGUGGCCUCAUUCGCUUGAAUAAAUUCGUGAAGGAAAUCUAUCAAGUUUAUCGCUACGAUGGUGGCGACGCCGGGUGAAAUAGACGCUGUGGAAGUGGCCGUCCCAGCUAUCGACGUCGACAGUCGUGAACGUGGCGGAGACAGUGUAAUGGAAUCAAAAAAAAAGUCUAGAAAAGAACGAAAACGUGAGAAAAAAGAGCGAAGAUUCGCGGAGAAACAGCGAAUUGAGGAGGCACUGGAUCCUGCGAUUGAGUUCGCCGAACCGUCCGAGGAGCAUAAUGAACAGCUUAAACAAAAAUUGCUUCAGGAUUUCCGCGAAUGGGUUAAAUUGCAGCCCCAUUUUGUCAACUGUCGCACAGACGACUCAUUUUUGUUGAGAUUUCUCCGUACACGGAAGUAUUGUCUCCAGUCUGCUCAGGAUACUUUAGAUCGGUAUCUGACUGUUCGUACACAUUACCCUAUAUUUUUCAAGAAUCCUGACCUUUCCGAUAAAGGUUUAAGGGAUAUUCUUUCUCGAGGUUAUCUCUUCCCGCUAAUGGAGAAGGAUCCUGAAGGCAGAACGAUCGUGUUUGGGCUUGCUGGUGCAUUGGACACCUCUCGCCACAAGCCGAAUGACAUCUAUCGGGCAUUUUCUCUAACGUUUGAAGCUCUACUCGAAGACGAAGUUAACCAGCGUAAAGGCUUCACGUAUAUCCUCGACGAAAGCGGUUUCCGACUGCAUCAUCUUGCACACGUCAACCUCCGCGACGUCCAGAGGGUGAUGAUUUCAGGUGAAAAAGGUUACCCUAUGCGGCACAAAUCCAUUCAUUGGGUCAAUGUGCCUCGAUAUAUAUCUGCGCUCACCGAUUUUGUGCUCAGCUUCUUUAGUCCUAAACUGCAAAAAAGGAUGUUCGUACAUACAGACGUCAAUUCACUUCACAAGGAAUUCGACCCGAAAAUUCUUCCACUCGAAUUUGGAGGCUCUGUUCCCUGGAAGAUUAUGUGCGGGUCAGAACAGAAGUUCAACGGGAAUAGGCGCCAUCGCGUUGCGCUACUCACUGCCACUGAAACGUGGCUUGAGGAGCUCGAGCGGCGGUGCCCGUUGAUCAUGUCGAUGGACGAAAUGGGCGUCGACGAGAAGCUUCGCCCUAAAGAGUCCAAAUGUCGUCUAGGCGGUGGAAGUGGAGGUUGGGGUUUCAUGAAGCUGUGGACUUCGCUCACCCGUGUUCUGGUCAUUUCCGCUUCGCCUGAAACUUGUCCGGAUGCUGCUCGGGCCGUGACGAGCCUACGCAACGCCUAAUAGACUUAUGUAUGAAAGAGACCAUAGUGAUGAGGGUAAAAAAUAGUAGAAAUGUUUAUGACUGCCCAACCGCUGAAUGAAAGGAAGGAAGAACGAACGAACGUGAAUGUUUAUUCAGCACGUGUAUGAUUGUUCACAAAUACGCUGUACGCUGAUACGCUCUCUUUGAGCAAGGUCGACCUGCUUCUUCUGCCAACUCUUAGUCAGCGCCUCCCCGGGGCGGCCCGCUACCAGUUUGGCGGCUGAUCUUGUCAAAGGGACAUCUGUAGGCAGAAUUGCAGCUGCACUCCAUAAGCACACUUGUCGCGAGGACUCUGUGGAAAUGGCACUCUUCCGAGUGAAGACUCACUAUUUUCAACGGUCCUCAGUUGUCUACCCGCAGUCGUUCAAUUGCCUGACCGUCGAGUACGCAGCUCCGAGCAAAGAGACAACCAAACGAGCCAGAAGGCAGGUAGGCAGAUUUGCGACAUGUGAACAAAGUAACAACUGUUUAGGGCUACCGACCGGUCCGUCCGAUAUCACCCCUUACCCGCAACAGAAAAUCAGUCAGGGAAGAAUUGAUACUUAGCGUCAUUGAUGUAUCUCUUCACAGUGUUAGCUGUCACUGGACAAUGGUAGACCACAUGACAUUAUGGGUCGCGUUGAAGCGACCACAAGAGGAAGACGCCAUCGAACAGCUGUCACGUGUGGUACGCAACUGGUAUCCGAACAAAGAAAAACAGGCCAAAUGACCAAAAGGGUAUUGCCGCUGUAUUAUCUAUUGAGAGUCGGAUCAUUCACAUAUAACGAUGACGAUAUACCGAUAAUUAAAAUGCUGAUAUCUACCCAAAAACAUAUCUAAUAAGUCGAAACAAAGACACGAUACGAUGUUACAAAUAGCAAUUGUAUUAAAUAUUGGCGAGAUUCGGUUGAUUUCUAUAUGUUACUAGGAAGAGGAUUUAGAUGCGACGUAGUAUGAUUGGCCUUUUUGUAACGAUCCUGUUCCCGAUAGACGCGCGUUCUCAUUCAUUCAUUCAUUCAUGGUAACUGAAGCGUCGGGUGGGUGGCUCACGAACAAAAGGGACAAUGUAGUUGGCCUGUUAUUACGUCGCGAUUUCAAGCAAUCAAUUAAAAUGAACAAACUGUACCGACACAAUCGUAUUUUGUUUCAAGCCUACAUAGGAAAGGUGUUGCUUUUAUAUGGUCUAUCUCUAUAAAAAUGUGGUUGGGUAUAGGUUAGAAACGCGGCGUUGGCUGAGAAUUUUACAUAAAAGCGAGAGUACGGAAAGCCAUGUUAGACUUACGGAACAGAUCAAUCCUAAGAGUCCAACAUUUUUAAAUAAUGCGGUUAAAUAAAUGUCCGAUGUUUAAAUGAAUAAUUGUUGUGUUUUC
Messenger RNA from Varroa destructor (honeybee mite), 4086 nucleotides. Its product is annotated as clavesin-1-like. Gene Ontology annotation, cellular component: membrane. Lineage: Eukaryota; Metazoa; Arthropoda; Arachnida; Mesostigmata; Varroidae. The record is from RefSeq and is a predicted model, not a curated record. Gene Ontology annotation, molecular function: phosphatidylinositol bisphosphate binding.